GCCAAAUCAAAAUGGCUGCUCCCAAAGUGGAUGCGGUUGUUUUAGCAGAAGAUGACGAAGAUUGGCUUUACGGAGAUGCGGAGAAAGAAAAAAAGCCAGAUGUUGUGGAACUUGACAAACAAAUUGAAGAUGGCAAGCCUGAGAGCAGUGAAAAGAAAUCCGAGGAGUCUGAGCAGGCCUUGGUCAGCAAUGGGGAUGAGCAGGACAAAGAGGCAGCAGGAUCUGGCGAUGACGACGAUGAUGAUGACGAUGACGACGAUGAUGUUCAAGUGACCAUUGGAAAUAUCAAAACAUGGACAGGCAGCGACUCCACCCCUCGGAAUCUCUUCAAAAGUGGACAAAAUUAUCAGAAACCUGGAGCCACGACUCAAGCCAAGCCAGCCCAGCCUGCCAAGGGCCUGGACAUUGAUGCAGUGGGAACAGUCAAUGGCACACCUGUCUACGAGUUUGACCCCAGUACGAUCAGCGCAGAGGAAAUGCCAUGGAGGAAACCUGGUGCUGACAUCACAGACUACUUCAACUACGGCUUUACUGAGGACACUUGGAAGUUGUACUGUGAGAAGCAACGAAUUCUACGGGCCGAGGCUUCUGGGAUGUCUGUCCCAACACAGAUCUCUCGUUACGUGCCCCCAUCCUCUGUGUCCAUGUCGUCAGUGACCUCCAUUUCAGAGAAAAAAUCAACUACUACAUCAUCUUUGACCGACACACACAGCAACCGCAGCAACAACAACAGUAGCAGCAGCAGCGGUGGUACCAGCAACAUCAUCACCAUCGGCGUGAUAGGGGGCAGCACCAGUCGGAGGAAGGACGACCGCAACGACCACCCGCUACCUAUCCCCAGCAGUUUUAACCGUAACAUGCCACCCCCAAACUUCAGCCAGCCUCCCCCAGCCUUGCCCAAUGCUAACAUCACGCCCAUCAUGCCAGGUCUUCACAUCCCACCGCCGUUCCCCCCUACACAGCCUUCAUUUGACCCUUAUUUUCCUCCAGCUGUGCCAGAUGCUAAGUGUAAAGAGGAUGAUUCUCCCUCCCCCAGGAGAACUCUGUCCCACCCACCCCCGCCAUUCCCCUACGGCAGCACAUUCCCGCCCACCCACCCGCCACCCUUUGGAGAGCCACCCGCUUCCAUCCCUGUCUCCACACAGUCCACACCAGCAUGGGAGUCCAGCUUCCCAGACCGGGAGCGUGAUCGCUGGGACGUGAAUCGUAGAGAUCGUGAACGGGAAGUCAGGGAGAGGAGCCCGAGACGGGACGAGGACCUUGAAAGGUACAUCCGGGACAGAGAGCGGGAUCAUGACCGUGACAGGGACCGUGAAAGGGAUCGUGGCCGUGACAUGGAGAGAGGUAGAGAGCGGAGCCGGGAGAGGAGUCGGGAAAGGGAGUCGUAUCGCGACCGGGACCGAGAGAGGGAUCGGGAUAGAGAUCGCGAGAGAGACAGGUCUCGUUCAAGGGACCGGGAGACGUCUCGUCAGAGAGACCGGGACGACAAACACAAAUCAUCUCGCAGCCGAAAACAUCGGGAGCGGGAUGACUCUGAUACAGAAUCCGUUCGCAGCACCAGCAAACACAAGAAGAGCAAGAGAAAGAGGGAGGACAAGGAGGAGGAGGCGAAUGGGGCAGCUGUGCCUGAGAAGAAGGACUGAGCCUCUUGAACUUGAUGAAGAAAGAGAGAAACAGAAAGAAAGAGAAACUGUGGAGAGGAAUUGAGAAAGUGGAGAGAAACAGAGAGAGAGAAUGAGUGAAACGGAGCCUCUUAGAUACAGGGUGAGACUGAGAACGAUUGAAAGUGAGAGGCUAUUUUUUUUUUACCUAUUCUGUGUCUACACACAUGCGCACACAAAAGAGGAAGAGGGAGGACAAGUGCUUCAAGAAAGAGGAGUCAAAUAGUGCAACCAUCUCUGAGGACUGGAUCUCUUGGAUAGAGAGAGACUCGGAAAGAGAGACAGAAUGAAUGAGGGAGAUAGAUAGAGAGAAGUUUAAAAGUGAUAGAUGGAGGUUAAAAAAGGAAGAAUUGUUUGAAAUGAAUGAGAAAAAAAUUGAAUUUGUUCUGAAAUGAAUGUUAUUGUAUUUUUUAAUUAUUUUUUUUUACUUGCAUGGAAUAUGAAAAGCUGCUCUGUUGUUGUUUCACUGUUGCUGCUGCAGGCGUUGUUGUUGCUGUUGCUGCUAUCAUUGUUGAUGCAAUAAUAACAGUCUUUGAGUUUCAGCUUUGGCUCAUCACCCUAAGGCCCUGUUGUAGAGGGUGACUGUGUUGAGUUAUUGGUCAUUCAUUGUCUCAGUAGUUCUGGAUUGGGGGGGAGGGGGAUUUGCAGCUGAAGGUACAGUGUCUGGGGGUGAGGUAUUCUGGAAUGGCCAUCGUGUUAUGAUUUAUGUAGUUUCCGAUCUUGGAGUAUUUCUAGAGCUGUGUGGUUUCUUCAUGAGCAAAAGGGUGAGCAAGUAGUUGUUUGAAAAGGGCAGUAGCCUUUACUUUGAGAGGGACUGACCCUCUUGGAUAGAGAGAGGGAAAGGGGGAGAUAAACACAGAUAGAACCUGAUAGAUCCUAAUGUUGCUCAGGCCAAGUUUUGUCUUUAUUACCCCCUGGACCCUGUCAUUUGAAUGGGCGUGACAGUCUUGUGAAGCGAGAAAAGAAAUUGUUGUAUGGUGAGUUGUUUCUGGUAGUGCGAGUCAAAAGUGAAUAAUUUGUUUUCUAUUCAUGUUCCGUGUCUUCCCUUUUAAAAAACUGGGAACAAUAAAAAAUCUGAACAAAAUAUUU
This is a messenger RNA of Aplysia californica (California sea hare), 2750 nucleotides long. RefSeq names its product pre-mRNA 3'-end-processing factor FIP1. Gene Ontology annotation, molecular function: RNA binding. The transcript has 16 exons. Bases 12 to 1643 code for a protein of 543 amino acids. NCBI's taxonomy places the organism in Eukaryota, Metazoa, Mollusca, Gastropoda, Aplysiida, Aplysiidae. Gene Ontology annotation, cellular component: mRNA cleavage and polyadenylation specificity factor complex. The record is from RefSeq and is a predicted model, not a curated record.